AUGGCUUCCAAAGCUUUGCCUUCUCACCUUCGCGCCCCCGCCAGCGAGUCCAACGCUGGCGGCUUCGGCAAGCACCACGGAAAGUCCCAGUCUCACAUGGCAUUCGAGAAUGCUUCGACCAGCGUCGCUGCCUCCCAGAUGCGUAAUGCCCUGAACGCCCUCGCCGAGACCGUCCCCGAUGCCAACGAGCGCAAGCGUUUCGAGGCCGAGACCGACAACUUCUUUGCUCUCUUCCGCAGAUUCCUCAACGACAAGGCCAAGGGCAACGAGGUCAACUGGGACCGCAUCGCCCCUCCCCAGCCCUCGCAGGUGGUCAACUAUGCCGAUCUGGGCAGCGAGGCCUCCGUCGAGUUCCUGAACAAGCUGGCCGUCGUUAAGCUGAACGGUGGUCUGGGUACCUCCAUGGGUUGCGUUGGACCCAAGUCCGUCAUCGAGGUCCGUGAGGGCAUGUCCUUCCUCGAUCUUUCCGUGCGCCAGAUCGAGCACCUGAACCGUACCUUCAACGUCAACGUGCCCUUCGUCCUCAUGAACUCCUUCAACACCGACCAGGACACCCAGUCCAUCAUCAAGAAGUACCAGGGCCACAACGUCGACAUCAUCACCUUCAACCAGUCCCGCUACCCUCGUAUCAUCAAGGAUUCCCUCCUUCCCGCCCCCAAGUCGUUCGAUGCUCCUCUGCAGGACUGGUACCCUCCCGGCCACGGUGACGUCUUCGAGUCGCUGUACAACUCCGGUACCCUCGACAAGCUCCUGGAGCGCGGCGUCGAGUACAUCUUCCUGUCCAACGCCGACAACCUGGGUGCCGUCGUGGAUCUCCGCAUCCUGCAGCACAUGGUGGACACCGAGUCCGAGUACAUCAUGGAGUUGACCGACAAGACCAAGGCCGACGUCAAGGGUGGUACCAUCAUCGACUACGAGGGCAAGGCCCGUCUCCUGGAAAUCGCCCAGGUGCCCAAGGAGCACGUCAACGAGUUCAAGUCCAUCAAGAAGUUCAAGUACUUCAACACCAACAACAUCUGGAUGAGCCUGCGUGCCAUCAAGCGUGUCGUUGAGGAGAACGAGCUGGAGAUGGAGAUCAUCGCCAACGAGAAGUCCAUCCCCGCCGACAAGAAGGGUGACGCCGACCAGGCCAUCUACCAGCUUGAGACCGCCGUCGGUGCCGCCAUCCGCCACUUCAAGAACGGCCACGGUGUCAACGUGCCCCGUCGUCGCUUCUUGCCCGUCAAGACCUGCUCCGAUCUCCUCCUGGUCAAGUCCGACCUGUACCGCCUGGAGCACGGCCAGCUGGUCAUGGACCCCAACCGUUUCGGCGGUGUCCCCGUCAUCAAGCUGGGUUCGGACUUCAAGAAGGUCUCCGACUUCCAGAAGCGCAUUGGCAGCAUUCCUCGUAUCGUCGAACUCGAUCACUUGACCAUCACUGGUGCCGUGAACCUGGGCCGCAACGUCACGCUAAAGGGAACCGUCAUCAUCGUGGCGACCGAGGGCAGCACGAUCGACGUGCCUCCGGGCUCCGUGCUGGAGAACUGCGUUGUGCAGGGAAGCUUGCGUAUUCUGGAGCAUUAA
Aspergillus melleus is the source of this 1563-nucleotide messenger RNA. It is a transcript of the gene ugp1, whose product is annotated as UTP glucose-1-phosphate uridylyltransferase. NCBI's taxonomy places the organism in Eukaryota, Fungi, Ascomycota, Eurotiomycetes, Eurotiales, Aspergillaceae. Gene Ontology annotation, biological process: UDP-alpha-D-glucose metabolic process; glycogen metabolic process. Gene Ontology annotation, molecular function: UTP:glucose-1-phosphate uridylyltransferase activity. The record is from RefSeq and is a predicted model, not a curated record. Gene Ontology annotation, cellular component: cytoplasm. The coding region runs from base 1 to 1563 and encodes 520 amino acids. The transcript has 2 exons.